Messenger RNA from Henningerozyma blattae CBS 6284, 693 nucleotides. RefSeq names its product SRP1/TIP1 family protein. The record is from RefSeq and is a predicted model, not a curated record. NCBI's taxonomy places the organism in Eukaryota, Fungi, Ascomycota, Saccharomycetes, Saccharomycetales, Saccharomycetaceae. Gene Ontology annotation, biological process: fungal-type cell wall organization. The coding region runs from base 1 to 693 and encodes 230 amino acids. Gene Ontology annotation, cellular component: fungal-type cell wall; fungal-type vacuole. The transcript has a single exon. Gene Ontology annotation, molecular function: structural constituent of cell wall.
AUGUCUUUCGCUAAAAUUGCCGCCAUUAUUGCCGCCGCCGCCGCUAUUGCCAAGGCUGAUAGAGAAGCCGCCAUGAUUUCCAUGGAAGUCUACAUGAACGAUAUUGGUUCUCAUAUGAAAGACUACCUUUCUAUGGAAAAGGCUCACCCAGAACAAUCUAUUCCACCUGGUGUUUUGUCUGCUUACGCUGCUAAGUUAACUGACAAGACUGACUCUUACACCAGUUUCUUUGCUGACAUUGGUGAUGAACAAAUUCACUACAUGAUCACUGGUGUUCCAUGGUACUCUACCAGAUUAGCUCCAGCUAUCUCUCAAGCUUUAGAAGCUGCUGGUUUAGGUGAAGCUGCUCCAGCUACCUCUUCUCCAAGGCUGUUGAAACCACUUCUUCCAAGGCUGUUGAAACCACUUCUUCCAAGGCUGUUGAAACCUCUUCUUCCAAGGCUGCUGAAACCUCUUCUUCCAAGGCUGCUGAAACCUCUUCCUCCAAGGCUGCUGAAACCACUUCUUCCAAGACUGAAGAAUCUUCCAAGACCACUGAAGCCACUACCAAGGUUGAAUCUACUACUGCUACUCCAGAUGCUAAGACCACCCAAACUACUGUUGAUGCUAUCUCUCAAAUCACUGAUGGUCAAAUUCAAGCUACCGUUGAACAACAAACUGAAAACGGUGCUGUUAGAGCUGCUGCCGGUUUAG